GUCACGGUUGCAUGCAUCUGUAUGUCUGUUGCUGUGUCCAUUCGUCUGCCCAUCCAUCACCACUGCAGGCCGGCCUUCAUCCGCGCGAGCGUCGCAACCUAACACGCAAACAGAUAUGGCCAUACAUUGUCUGUCUGUCUGUGACUGUGGCAUUUCUGACUCUGCUGAUUGGGUUGGGGCGUGCGAUGAGCGUGUCGGCAGGCGACGCCACGACACACGGGAAGUACGCAUUCUGCCGACCACAUGAGACACACCAGAGUGUCCACUUGUGGUGGUUGAGUGCACGUGUGGCUUACGCAUUCUCCGCUCCAUUUUGUGUAGAGGGCCGCGUUGAAACCGGUGAAAUCCACAACAAACCUGACAGACUCAUAGGGAGACAUCCAUCCAUCCAUUCAUCCAUGGGUUCAUAAAUGACAGAGAGACAGCCGCCUUACCUGCAGUUGCCCGUGUAGUUUGCGGGCGGCUCACAUGCGGUGUGCGAACCCUCGACGGCCACCCAACCACUUGGACACUGACAGACAGACAGACAGACAGACAGACACGUAAUGGAGACAGGGACACGUAAUGACGUGCACGGAGUGACUGCUUGGCGAGUGCAUUACUUGCACUGUGAAGUCCCUUGUGCAGUGUCUGCACGGCCAAACCGCCACGCAGUCUGUCUGCCAUUUGAUCUUGGCGGCUUGGCUCAUGUGUGCGGAGAAGUUGGCGGCGGUGUCGCUGCACGGCCCGUCGUACUCAGUGGAGGCCUGGCAGAGGUGGUAGUCGGCCGACGCUGGUGGGCUGAUGUCGUCGAAUAGCAGGGGGCACGGGGAGCUGUCGUAGUCACGCUCACACGCAUCCACACGCAGCAACAACGACUGAUCGAUGGAUGGAUGGAUAGAUCGAUGCAGAGACACACACAGAGACUCAGAGACACGGGCAGACGAGAUGCGUGUCUCUUUCUGGCUGGCUGACUGACGCACAGGGUCGAAUGGGGUUGCGACGCCGCUUGUGAUUCUGUCUGCGAUGGCCACAUUGGCGGGCGGCACCUCUUCACUGAUGGCCUUCAUCAACAUGUCUGUCCAUACACAUGACAUACGCCACACGUGUGUGUCUCCGUCCGUCUAUCUCUUGACCAACCAGGUGCUGAUGGUGGGGGUGCCGUCCAUUAAUGAGAGGACUGGCAUGCAUGCUUGUCUCACGUUGCUCGAUGCCUGAAUGAGAGGCAUCCACACACACAAACGAGUGUUCUGUUUUCGGUGAGCAAAGAAAUGUGCUUUUACGUGACGAUCUGUGAGACUGAAGACAAAAUGUUUGUGAGUCAAAGAUCCACAGGCACGGACCAUACCAGUUUGCUGUGCGGACGACUGACCGAUUGAGAAAAAAUAGACAGUGACUGCGUCUGAACGCCUGGCCUCAUUCCAUGCACCGAAGUCCAUGGCCAUUUGGGCACCGCACCCCACCGCACCCGGCCGGGCACUCACUCCUCACUCACACAAACGAGACGCCCUGACUUAGCAAGGCAUGGCUUAAUGAACUUCGACUUAAUGCACAAUGCACCGCACACACCACCAACAAAUACACAGC
Messenger RNA from Vitrella brassicaformis, 1566 nucleotides. The record is from the annotation of a GenBank genome assembly. Lineage: Eukaryota; Vitrellaceae.